CGCCACGUGCCAGUGGGUAGAAUUCCACGUCGACACAGGCUGAAGCGCUCUCCCACCGCACACGACACACCCUCUGACUGAGCCUCGACUAUCCAAGAGGAUACACACUACUUAUUCAUUACACUCAUUUCACCACAACUGCAUUAACGCUCGUCGUAACCAUGGGAUCAGCACAGAGCACACUCACCCCAGAAGCCAUUGCCGCAGGGACGGUUGUGCUGGGUGGUGCGGUCGCGGCGGUGGGAUAUACUGCGUUCUCUUCGUCCGCGGCACCCAAACCCACCGCCUCUGACGAGUCGGAAAUGGUUGUUGAGGGCAAGAAGAGCAAGUCGAAGAAAAAGCGCAACACGGAGCCCGUCCUAAUCGAAUCGCCCAGUGCACCAGCUCUCGCGACUGCAGCUGUCUCUACCCUUGAACCGUCGUCUAAGACCAAGCCGAAAUCCAAGGCGAAGGCGAAGAAGCAACAGACUGGUAUGGACACACCCACUGCUCCGGCCCCACCGUUGGCUCUGUCCCCCUCGUCCUUGCUCCCAGGCGCUUUCGACACGACAUCCGUCGCGGAUGAGGUGGAGGAGGAGACUGAGAGAGUCAAAGCUCACUCUCGGAAGAAGGGGAAAGGGAAGAAAUCGACUUCGGCAGCCACUGGGUCAACUGCGUCAGCCAUAUCCUCUCUGCCUCCUCCACCAGCCUCUGAACCCUCCCCCUCUGCCGCCAAAUCAAAGAAGAAGGUGCCGAAGAAAGCUGUUACCUUGUCGGCGGCGGGAGACACGACAGAUGAUGGGUGGACACGCGUGGGAGGCACCGAUACGGCUACAAGCAGUGUCGCGGAGGACAGCAGUUUAACUGGGCUCGAUGGAGAAGAUGAUGAAGAAGAAGCCGAGGAGAUUCCGCUUCCUGGCAUGCGCCCAAAGCCCAAGAAGCCGCUCGCUGAGCGGCUGCUUCCCAAACCGCGCAAGACUGCUGUGGAUGACAUGCUCCCGUCGAACCCCGGUCUUGCGCGCGUCAUGAGAGUGGUUCCAGCGCUUACCCCGGACGCCGACUCAACGGAGGAUGACGCUGAAGUCGAUGAAGAUGGCAACGAGAAUGCCGCCGCCAUCGCUGCAGCGACUGCCGAUCUAGAAGCCUCCGCGAGUGGUCUGGACUCGCGUGAAGACGAAGAAGGCGAAUGGGGAUUCGUCCCCGUCAAGUCCCGCUCCAGCAAGCCAGCCGCUACCUCCUCCAGCUCGUUCUCUGGGACCAAAUCGAGCAGCAGCUUUUCCGCCGGGGCUGCAGGUGCUGGUUCUCAGUCGAAGAAGAACGCAAAACGCGGCGCAGCGCAGAAAGCUGCUAAAGCCACUGCGGAGGACGACAGGCUGCGAGCUCUGGCUGCUCAUCGGCGAGGUCUUGAGCAGGAGCGGAUGAAAGAGCUGUAUGGCAAAGGCACGAAUGGAAAUAAGAGCAAGCUGAGUGGGGGUAUGGCAGCAAGUGUGGAUUCUGGGGGGCGCUUAGUAUGGGAUUGAGACCCACCUACAGGAUAUGAAGCUGCAGACAAGUAUCUUACAACCUCUAUUAAUCCGUAUCGAUCAGUUUACCGGACUGGGCCCCAUGGACACCGG
Molecule: messenger RNA, 1595 nt
Organism: Mycena citricolor
Lineage: Eukaryota; Fungi; Basidiomycota; Agaricomycetes; Agaricales; Mycenaceae
Source: the annotation of a GenBank genome assembly